Messenger RNA from Pongo pygmaeus (Bornean orangutan), 4232 nucleotides. RefSeq names its product zinc finger protein 219 (gene ZNF219). Bases 1341 to 3749 code for a protein of 802 amino acids. Gene Ontology annotation, molecular function: DNA-binding transcription factor activity, RNA polymerase II-specific; RNA polymerase II cis-regulatory region sequence-specific DNA binding. Gene Ontology annotation, cellular component: nucleus. The record is from RefSeq and is a predicted model, not a curated record. NCBI's taxonomy places the organism in Eukaryota, Metazoa, Chordata, Mammalia, Primates, Hominidae. The transcript has 5 exons. Gene Ontology annotation, biological process: regulation of DNA-templated transcription.
CGGGGGAGGGGAGAGGAUGGGGGGUGCUUCCCUCUUUGCGUCCCAAACAAAGUGUCACAAAGAGCUCGGCCCGCGGCAGCAGCGGAGGCGGCUGUAACUCAGCUUUUGUUCUCCUGGCCGGGGGUAGCUGAGCCUUGGUCUCCCUAUCUCCCAACCCUGCCCCCUAUCAUCCUUCUGGCUUAUCUUCCUGGGGAGGGGUCUGGGGUGCUGCUGGAAAAACCUCUCGGGCAGGAUUGCAGGUCCUACCCUACUUAGCAAUCUAUUUCUGGGAGGGGGAUUUUCCCAGAGGCUCCCUAGAUUGCCCCUACCUCCCAGUCUGAGGACUGAGGCUCACGUGGGUGCUAAGACUGACUUUUCUAGGGUCAGCUCCACUUAAAGGGACUUAGGGCUGGCUAAGAGGGGCUAUGCCCCUCUUUCCCAAACCCAGGUCCUCCAGAACUUUCAAAAUCAAAAUCGGGGUUGCGUUAGGACAUGCCUCUGGGAUAAGAUUCCCCAUGGUGGGAUGGCAGCAGGUGAGCAGGUGUGCCUUCCUCUUGCCUCCUGCUGUACCUUUGAAGUCCAUGGCUGAGGUUCCAUGUCCCCAACUCAGGAGAGUGAGGACAGAGGGAAGGAGGCUUCACCAAGAUCUCAGUCUAAAAAGGCUGGUGAGCUGCAGAGUGGAGUGGGUUAGGAGGAGCUAUCUGAGCAGUGAGGUUCAGAGGGCCAUGGAGAGGAGACCAUAAAAGUGAACUACUGGUGUGUCUGUGUGAUCAAGGUAGUCUUCAACUAGUCUUCACUGUAGACCGCCCUAGAAGCUCCCUUUCCUUUUAACCCCAUCUAGUGCAGGGGUAAUCAAAUUGUUAGCAGAUUUGGGAGGUGUAGGAUUCUCAAGAGGGAAAACUGUCAUGUUAGAGGUGACCAGAGGCAGUUACAACUGGGCCCCAGAAGUCCUGAACCCUUGCUCCUUACACUUUGACCCUAAAAACUUUUGAAUCACAAGACUUGAGGGACAGUCUUUGUGGUCCAUUUAGCAAAUACUUCUAUGUAACUGUCCUUGUCGUUUCUAAGUCUUUUCACCAACCAUUCUAUUCUUCUCUACUGAGUAAGGUUUAGUGGUCCACACCCACUUCCCUACCAGCUGCCCCAGCAUAUAAGGAUAAUUGGCCUAUUGCUUUUAAAAGGUUUCUGAUACCUAUCCCUGGCCCCGCAUCCUUAUAGAAUCCAAAUAAGGGCAAGAUAACCCCUGAUUCCCAGUGGGGGUGGAAAGUAGGUCAGUGCUGCUGUCUGGCCAAGUCUCGAGGAUGGUGUUUAAGGCCUGACUAUAGAAAACUCUGUGAUUAUUGUCCAGGGGCAAUAUAUGCAUGACCUCGGUUCCAAGGCAGUUCAUAGUACCCCAGUCCCUGUCAGUUCUUUCCCCUACUGAGAAAAAAUCAUGGGAUCAGGUGUCUGGAAUCUGGUUUGAUAUGGAGAUGAUUCAGGAGAUCUUGAUUGGGCCUAAGAAGGCAUCUCACUCCACAGCACCUGUUGCCUUCAUUAGCAGCUUUUCCUCCUCUUCCCUGCACUUCCCAGAACCAAAGAAUGUGAAGGGGGUCCAUGGAGAUCUUUCUCCACAGGGCUCACGUCCCCGCGCCCCGAGCGGCCACUUAGCGCCGUCGCCGCCGGCUUUCGACGGCGAGCUGGAUCUGCAGCGAUUCUCCAACGGGCCAGCCGUGAGCGCAGCGUCGCUCGGGAUGGGAGCGGUGAGCUGGUCUGAGAGUCGUGCAGGCGAACGGCGCUUCCCCUGCCCUGUAUGCGGGAAGCGCUUCCGCUUCAACUCCAUCCUUGCUUUGCACCUGCGGGCGCACCCAGGCGCCCAGGCCUUCCAGUGCCCUCACUGCGGCCACCGCGCGGCGCAGCGGGCUCUGCUGCGCUCGCACCUGCGCACACACCAGCCCGAGCGCCCACGUAGUCCUGCUGCACGCCUGUUGCUGGAGUUGGAAGAGCGCGCGCUACUACGCGAGGCCCGACUGGGGAGAGCCCGAAGCUCAGGGGGCAUGCAGGCCACCCCUGCCACUGAGGGCUUGGCGCGGCCCCAGGCUCCUUCAUCGUCCGCCUUCCGUUGCCCCUACUGCAAAGGCAAGUUUCGCACCUCGGCGGAGCGCGAACGCCACCUGCACAUCCUGCAUAGGCCCUGGAAGUGCGGCCUGUGCAGUUUCGGCUCCAGCCAGGAGGAGGAGCUGCUGCACCACAGCCUGACGGCCCACGGGGCUCCCGAGCGUCCCCUGGCGGCCACCUCCGCUGCGCCUCAGCCUCAGCCUCAGCCUCCACCCCAGCCCGAACCCAGAUCAGUCCCCCAGCCGGAGCCGGAGCCGGAGCCCGAACGUGAGGCAACCCCGACCCCAGCUCCUGCCGCUCCCGAGGAGCCCCCAGCGCCUCCGGAGUUCCGCUGCCAAGUGUGCGGCCAGAGCUUUACACAGUCUUGGUUUCUCAAGGGCCACAUGCGUAAGCACAAGGCCUCCUUCGAUCAUGCGUGUCCGGUGUGCGGCCGCUGCUUCAAGGAGCCCUGGUUCCUUAAGAACCACAUGAAGGUGCACGCCAGCAAGCUGGGCCCACUGCGUGCCCCGGGGCCUGGCCCCGGGCCUGUCCGGGCCCCCCAGCCUCCUGACCUCGGCCUGCUGGCCUAUGAGCCGUUGGGCCCAGCGCUCCUCUUGGCCCCGGCGCCCACCCCGGCCGAGCGCCGUGAGCCCCCGAGCCUCUUGGGCUACCUGAGCCUGCGAGCUGGCGAGGGCCGGCCCAACGGCGAGGGUGCUGAGCCCGGGCCCGGCCGCAGCUUCGGAGGCUUCCGCCCGCUGUCCUCUGCUCUCCCGGCCCGGGCUCGCCGGCACCGUGCGGAGGAGCCUGAGGAAGAAGAGGAGGUGGUGGAGGCCGAGGAGGAAACCUGGGCCCGGGGCAGGUCGCUGGGCCCUCUGGCUUCCCUGCACCCGCGCCCGGGUGAGGGACCGGGGCACUCUGCCUCUGCUGCUGGGGCCCAGGCAAGAUCGACCGCCACGCAGGAAGAGAAUGGGCUGUUGGUUGGAGGGACCCGGCCUGAAGUGGGCCGGGGCGCCACCGGCAAGGAUUGUCCCUUCUGCGGAAAAUCUUUCCGCUCAGCACAUCACCUCAAAGUGCAUCUGCGAGUGCACACAGGCGAGCGGCCCUACAAGUGUCCGCACUGCGACUACGCGGGCACCCAGUCCGGCUCGCUCAAGUAUCACCUACAGCGCCACCACCGGGAGCAGAGGAGCGGGGCCGGCCCCGGGCCACCCCCGGAGCCACCGCCUCCUUCCCAGCGGGGUUCGGCCCCGCAAUCUGGAGCCAAGCCGCCUCCGCAGCCUGCGACGUGGGUGGAGGGCGCCUCAAGUCCCCGGCCUCCUUCUAGCGGUGCUGGGCCGGGGUCCCGUCGGAAGCCCGCCAGCCCUGGGAGGACCCUGCGCAACGGGCGAGGCGGUGAGGCCGAACCCCUGGACCUGUCCUUGCGGGCAGGGCCGGGAGGCGAGGCCGGGCCUGGGGGUGCCCUCCACCGCUGCCUCUUCUGCCCUUUCGCCACUGGAGCCCCAGAGCUCAUGGCCUUGCACCUUCAAGUGCACCACAGCCGCCGGGCUAGGGGCCGCCGGCCACCUCAGGCUGACGCGUCCCCGCCCUAUGCCCGAGUACCAUCAGGAGAGACCCCUCCCAGUCCUUCGCAGGAAGGGGAGGAGGGCUCCGGGCUGUCCAGACCCGGAGAGGCAGGGCUGGGGGGGCAAGAACGGUAGUGAGCCCUCAGGGGCGAUUAGCUUAGUGAGCUUACCCCGCCGGAGCGGGGGAGCGCUAGAGGUAGUUGGGUAGAGAAGCCAGCAGGGGGCAGCGUGGGACCCCUAUCCCAGCCCCAGGCGGACCAGAGGUGGAAGGGGCGGCGGGCGUAGGAGGGUGGGCUGGCGGUACCCACCCAGCCCAAGGGAGUCACAGUGCCUUAGAAGUGGCAGAGGUGAGGGUCAAAGAACGGGGUCCCUGGGCUGGCAGAGAGGGUUUGUGUCCCUGUUGAGGAGCCACUCUGCCGGUCUUUGCUGGUCCAUAGGCGUGAGAGUUUAUUUUUGUAUAAGGGGUGAGGGUGGGGGGCACUGUACCCUUCUAGCCCCAUCAGGGGCCCUGUAGACGUCGCUAUUUUUGGUACGAUUCCUGUCAUCCCUAUUGCAGAGUCGUGUCCCCAAUAAACAGGUGUCUUGAGGCACAGGGCCCUGUGUCUGUCUGCCUACCUA